AUGGACUUGUGGUCGGGGAGCAUCCCCACCGGCUCCUUUGAUCUGAAUAUCAAACUCGUCAACGCAACUCCAAAACGAGACCAUACUAUCCCGCCAAAGUCUAGACUGUCGUUCCAUAGCUUUGUCAACCCGGCACUAAUCCCACUUUAUGCGCGCGCAGGACCAAGCGUCGAGGUUCAUACAGCCAAUGUCGAAAGUGCAGAAUGGCUGAAGACGAGGCUACUGGGCAGCUUAUGGCUGGAAGAAUGGGGUGACGAUCAAGAAGAAGAAAUGGAGCGAGCAGCUGUUGAAAUCCAGUGUCCCGUGGCUCUGCUCUUGACAGUGGGUUCUUCGCAAACUAGCGAUGUUUCACACACCAGCACCAACAACGUUUCGGAUCUGCUCGUCUAUGGUAUUUUGACGGCCUCAAACUCGGAUCAGAAUCCGCUGCCUUCUCCUUCCGACUCAGCCUCUGGCGAUGGGAGGGAUCAACUUGUCGAGCCAAGAAGACGAGAGUUACGAAUAUAUGCCGCUCCGCUGGCGACAUCGUACGUGCAAAAGGCGCAGGACCUGCCCUCGCCGCCGUCAAGUCCCAUUGAAGGGGAAAACAGCAGAUCAUGCGGUGAGGACGGACUUGUUGCACAAUUUCUUCCGGACCUGCGCUCGCCAACUCCGAAGCGGAAAAGAAUGCUGUCAAUUUUCGAAACUGCCGCACAGCAUCAUCGGCGCGUACGGCAGUAUGGCGGACAAGCGGUGGCGCAGAUGAUGGCCACGAAAUCGCAGACUCACCAGACCCAACCCUUGAAAAUCAAACGUGAACCAACCGACGACGGCAGCAGCAACAACAACAAUAAGUCUGGUCUGGAUAGACUUGGCGGGUUGCGUAGAGCUCGCUCGCUAUCUAUUGGCGGUAAUCAACUCGCCAGACUCGACAACACGCGUGUUGCUGCCGAUGAAAGCCGGCCUAGCUCAUCAAGAGGACUACAGCAGCAAACCCGUCGCAUGAUAAGUAAGAACGACGGCGGGUCGCAUUCAUUCCACGAAUUCGAACGCAGCCGAUCUAUCGCGCCAACCUCUAACCUGGCGUCUUAUAAUGAAGCAGCAACAGCAUUGUCGUCUUCGUCCCCCAAGACCGGAGAGAUGCUUGUUGCAAGCAACAAAGAUGUGAUUACACGCAGCAUCUUGACCGGCAUGCGGUUGUAUGGAUAUCACCGAAAACCUAAUCGUGCCGCCUCUAAACCUGCGCCUUUUGUGAAUAACAGCGACCUAGACGGAAUCGGCGAAGACGGUGCUAUAACGCCUACAAUGACAGAAGACUGCUCCAGGCAAUCCGUCACCGACGAAGACGACUUUAAAGCAAUGUACCACGCAACAUACAAAGCCGCCACCUUUGCGCUUCGACAUUACUUAAAGACUGACACUAUUUUAAAUAGUGACGACAGCAGGGAUUCCGCCAGAGGAAUGCAAAAAACAGGGCCGGCUGUUCUCUCUAGAGAUACCGCGACGAAUGUGAUUGAUGAAAUUCUCAAGCUGUUUUGCGAUGACCAGCUCAGACCGGCUGGGUGA
Talaromyces rugulosus is the source of this 1545-nucleotide messenger RNA. RefSeq lists its product as uncharacterized. Lineage: Eukaryota; Fungi; Ascomycota; Eurotiomycetes; Eurotiales; Trichocomaceae. The record is from RefSeq and is a predicted model, not a curated record. The transcript is spliced from 2 exons. Bases 1 to 1545 code for a protein of 514 amino acids.